Bombus impatiens (common eastern bumble bee) is the source of this 3626-nucleotide messenger RNA. It is a transcript of the gene Tsf3, whose product is annotated as transferrin. The transcript is spliced from 16 exons. The record is from RefSeq and is a predicted model, not a curated record. Gene Ontology annotation, cellular component: signal recognition particle receptor complex. Bases 610 to 2628 code for a protein of 672 amino acids. NCBI's taxonomy places the organism in Eukaryota, Metazoa, Arthropoda, Insecta, Hymenoptera, Apidae. Gene Ontology annotation, biological process: protein targeting to ER.
GCAUGAGCCCCCACCAGCCUCAAUAAUUCCAGUUCCCUACUGGACUAUUGGUCGUAUCAGCAGCCAGUUUCAAUUUAAUCCAGUCUGCGUGGAGUUACAUGUAGAGGUAGACGCAUCGAAUGCAAAGAAAUCCACCUCCUCGUGUACCGGGCGCCAUGUGGUAAAUUCGUCGAUCGUUGUUCUUUACAUCUCCAAAGACUCUGCUGAAACGAGUUAUUCAUGCAGCCGAACCGGCUGACCUUUUUCACAUAAUUCACACUCAUUCCUCUCGAAACAGACCGUGCCUGUUGUCUACCCGCUACUGUCUUCUAUUUCGAUUGUCGGACAUCUGUCCUUAGCACUCUGCCGAGAGAGUACUUCAUUGUAUAUCAAGAGAAUUUGGUGCACUGAUUGAAAGGUGAAGCGUUUACCUCGUCAACUAUAACGGUGCGACAAGUGUAAUUAUUGUUAUAAAUAAUGAAACACUUGCACACUCUAUUCCUGCAUAUCAGUGUGUUUUCGGUAUGAAACAUUACAUGGAAAAAUAUCGUGUAUUAGUUUUUGAUAAUUAGUUUGAAGAAUCUUGUGAAAGAGUGAAAAUCAAACGCUUACGAUACGUCCUUGAAGAGGAUGCCGGUGGAAAGGUCGUCAAAGAUGGAUAUUCGAUUAUUUGUUUUACUCUUCUUCUUCCCGUUUGUUCAUCAAAGUAUCAACGCUGAAAAUUUGAAACUAUGCGUGGUCGAGAGCAUUCAUACAACAAAAAGGGUCCGCGAACUUUGCAAGCAGUUGGUAAUCUCAGGGAGUCAGGUAGAGUGUGUUAUAGGAAAUGAUAGGUUUAAUUGCCUGCGGCGAUUGACCAUGGCCAAAGCCGACUUUACCGUAAUGGAACCGGAAGAUCUGGUCGCAGCAUCCGCGUACAACGAAUACAACAUUCUAGUCACGAACGAGCUAAGAAUGCUUCCAGAUGAGAAGCAACGUUAUGAGAUGGUAGUCAUAGUAUCUAAGGAUGUGAGGAAUAUAUGGGACGUUAAGGGUAAGAGAUUCUGUCAUCCUGGACUGGAUACCACCGAUGAUUGGACCAAUGCAUUUUCUACGUACUUUGACGAAUGGGUAAUAUUGAGAAAAUGUGAUCCGGAUAAGACGUUGUUGGAGAAUCGAAUGGACGGUUUGUCGAAUUUCUUCGAAGCAGCUUGUAUUGCUGGCGCUUGGACCGCCGAUACCACAUAUGAUAGUAAAUUAAAAUCGAAGUAUAGGAAUCUUUGCGCCGCGUGCGAUAAUCCAGUCGGCUGUUAUACGAAUGAUGCCUAUUACGGUCGCGAAGGUGCUUUAUUCUGCCUCACUGAUAACGCAGGUGACAUUGCCUGGGUUAGAUUAAAUGAUACUCUGCUGCAUUUUAAGAUGGAACGGAUCAGUAAAGAAAAUUACAAGUAUCUUUGUCCGGAUGGUACGACGAGGCCCGUGAAACUUGACAAACCAUGCGUAUGGAUAACAAAACCAUGGCCGAUGGUCGUCGCUAGAUCAGAGGUAGCAGAGAAGGUGGAGAAGAUGAUGAGCUCCUUGAAAAUGGACAAGUUCAGUUCGAUACUACGCCAAUUGUUGGAAAAUUAUCAUCCAACGCCGGUGAGCACAGAUACUCUGGAAACGCCGGAGGACUUCCUAACAAGAUUUCCUCGUUUCAUGACCGCUAAUAAUCGUGCAACGUGUCAUCCAUCGAGAAGAGUGAAAUGGUGCGUCGCGUCCAAUUUGGAAGAGAACAAGUGUCGGUGGCUCAGGGAAGCUUCGAUCGUGUAUGGUGUGGAACCAGCAAUUUCGUGUAUCCAGGAAUUGAGCAGAGCAGGUUGUUUAAAGACUCUCAAGACCGAGCGUGCGGAUAUAUUCGUUGCAAAGCCGGAGGAGCUGUUUGACGCUAGAAAAAUGGGUCUAAAAACGAUCGUGCAGGUGGUACCCAAGAGGAACAAUGACUUCGUUAGAAUUGCGGCUAUCGUCCAACAGGAUUCAUGGAUCAAGAGUUUGAGAGACUUGAAAGGAGUCAAGGCAUGUUUCACGGGAUAUCGAGACGUUGGGUGGUACGCUUUUGUGGCUGCUCUGAAGAAUAUAUCAGGUACAAAGUCUUAUUGCUCGGACACAGAAGCAGUUGCUAACUUUUUUACAGAGAGUUCCGUUGUUGGUUUGAGUGACAGUGACGGCCAAAUGCCAUAUAAUUUACAUGCCUUGAAUAUCCAAGCGAACGGAGUUGGGAAAGAUUUGAUUGCCUUUGACUGCAUGAUGUCUGAUGUUGGAGACGUGGCUUUUGUUGAUUUAAAGAACAUCGAGGGGAAAAUUGGCAAUCCUGGCUAUCAGACGAGGAAUAACAAGUACCGAACCCUAUGCCUUAAUGAGGUCGAUUCGGAUGAAACAUGUUUGCUUACGUGGGCUCCGUUAGGCAUGGUGAUAACACAUGAAAAUAUAACAGACGUAAGACGAGAAGAAAUCUACUCGAUGCUUUUGGAAAUGGACAAGCUUUUCGGAAUUACUUUCAAGGGCCCAACGCCUGCGUUCUCCAUGUAUGGAAUAUAUGAUUCAAAUCAUAGUAUUAUAUUUCCGAUACAGAGGCACAGCCAUGUUCAUCUGUGUAAAUGCCGCAGCCAAUUACUGUACCGAUUGAGCUGAUGGAACCAACCGGCUUUCGAGGUUCUCCAGAUGUCGAUGUUCCGCUUGCAAGCCGUUUCUUACGAUCGUAUGCUACUACUCCAACCGCGCUAACCUAAUAUUCAUAUUUUCUAACUAUAUUUUAUGAAACUUGAGAACUUAUAGUAGCUAUUAGAUCUUUGUUUAUCCUUUUGUAGAUAUACUAACAGAGAAACACAGUUUAGGAUUAAAUAAAAAUUGUAAUUUAUGAUUUCAUAAUGUGUCUAGAGUCUAAUAGUAUUAUAAAAUAAUGGUGCCAUAGAAAACACACCUGUGCAGUUAUCGGAUCAUCCCAGUCUAAAUCAGUAGAUAAAACACAAUAUGGAUAUGCUUCACCGUCUUGAGGUCGAUUUAUAAAACAAUCCGAAUCGCAUUCUUUUUUUUCACCCUUAGCAUCAUUUCUCCAUUCACUUUCUUCCUGUUCUUCAUUCAUACAACAUGUUAACGAUUCAAAAUUUGACAUUAAUGAUUCGGAUAUGUUUAAACUUCCUGGCGGUAAAAUUGAAAUUCCGUUAUCCAAGGCAAAUUUUUGAGCUCCAUUUUCGACGAUUAGGACAUGUUCCGUUUUCUCUAAUACCUUCCGUGCUAUAAUUAGAAAUUGAAAUUGGAAAUUAGGGUAGAUUGUUAACUGGAAAUGUUUUUAACCGUACACUGAUUUGUUAGAUAAAAUAUAUACCUAAAGAAAUAGGAUGUUCUAUGUCACGAACAGCGCCUACACAUCCAGCGUCGCGUAUCGUCAUUAUAGCAGCAUCCGUGACAAUUUCAUCGUUAACGUCCAAAGAACCACCUUUCGCACAAUUAAAAAACGGCUUACUUUCCAUAUAAAUGAUUCCUUUUUCUACCGCAUCCACUGCUGAUCGACCAUUGAUAAGAUCACUAUACGCUUCAAUGGCGGCAUUUUUAACCUAUUUGUAUGAAUAAUUCUUCAUUUAAUAAUUAUUUACAAAAAGGUUUACUAACUAUCAGGUAUGUUUUAUAAA